AUGAUUUCCAAGAAUUCUCUCUCUCGUGUCAAGAUCUCUCAAAAAGCAGCAGAAAAUGAGACAUGUAUUCCUAAUAUCCAGGAUGGUUCUUUGUGCAAGAGUAAAUAUGAUCAGGAUAUUGGGACUGGUAAAACUAACCAUAUGCUCGAUGGAGGAAAUUGUCAGUAUCAGAAGCAGCCAUUACCUUUGAUCAAUUCUGAAACGGUUGGGAGAAUGGAAUCUACACCAGCCACCUCAAACCUAGAAACAAUUUUUUCAACUCUCCUGGAGUCCAUGGACGUUCACGGUGAACUACAUUUUUACGUUGAUGAAGGUACAACUGAAAUUUUGUUGUUUGUGGCUCAUUCCUUUCUAGGGAAGAUUGUGGUGUUUAAAUACGGACUUGUACUUUUGGAUAUGAAGGAAACUGUGGAAAGCUACAAUAGCUGGAGUGACAAACAUAUUGAUGUUCCACAGUUGGUUGAAGAUAAUGAUGCCGACAGUGGUGGAAGUUCAUGUGAAUAUCAAGCUUGCAAUGUUUCAGAGUUUAACAUUUCUGACAUGAUACUUUCUGGCUUACCCAUUGAAGACAACUCAAUAUAUGAUUACAUUCCAGACACAGCUUGCUUACCUGACUACAAAUGUGAUGAGCCAAGUAUGUUUUUUAAUGUGGCUGAGGAAUGUAUGAUGCUACCUUUCCUCGAGGAUACCACGGAAACAAGCAAUGGCCAUGAUAACGAAACACGUGAAGAAAGCAUAAUAAAGUCUGAUGAUUCAAGCUUAUAUCUAGCAAUCCAUCAAUUGAGAUCCUGCAACCAGGAUUCUGAUGUUAAUUUCUGUACCGACUCAGAUGAAGCAGAGUUUUUUGAUCCACACAUGUUCAUCAGAAAUCUACCAGACCUACCAGAUGUGUCACCCAGUUUUCGGCCCACCUUAUUGCCAAAGGAAACACGGAAAGUGAAAUCUGUAACCUUAGUUCUUGAUUUGGAUGAAACGUUAGUCCACUCCACAUUGGAAUAUUGUAAUGAUGCGGAUUUUACCUUUUCAGUGGUUUUCAACAUGAAAGAGCACACUGUGUAUGUGAAACAGCGGCCUUACCUCCGGACUUUUCUGGAGAGAGUUGCAGAGAAAUUUGAAAUUGCAAUCUUCACAGCCAGUCAAAGCAUAUAUGCAAAACAACUUCUGGAUAUACUUGAUCCGGAUGGAAAGAUCAUUUCACGCCGAGCUUAUCGUGAGUCAUGCAUUUUUUCAGAUGGAAAUUACACCAAGGACUUAACGAUUUUAGGUGUGGAUCUUGCAAAAGUUGCAAUAAUUGAUAAUUCACCACAGGUUUUCCAGUUGCAAGUGAAUAAUGGGAUUCCUAUUAGGAGUUGGUUUGAUGACCCAUCAGAUUGUGCAUUGAUUUCAUUACUUCCUUUCCUAGGGACCCUGGUUGAUGCUGAUGAUGUACGUCCUAUCAUUGCUAAGAGAUUCG
Molecule: messenger RNA, 1453 nt
Organism: Ilex paraguariensis (yerba mate)
Lineage: Eukaryota; Viridiplantae; Streptophyta; Magnoliopsida; Aquifoliales; Aquifoliaceae
Source: the annotation of a GenBank genome assembly